Messenger RNA from Dryobates pubescens (Downy woodpecker), 2708 nucleotides. RefSeq names its product 3-oxoacid CoA-transferase 1 (gene OXCT1). Gene Ontology annotation, cellular component: mitochondrion. Gene Ontology annotation, biological process: ketone body catabolic process. Gene Ontology annotation, molecular function: succinyl-CoA:3-oxo-acid CoA-transferase activity. The transcript has 17 exons. Bases 161 to 1714 code for a protein of 517 amino acids. The record is from RefSeq and is a predicted model, not a curated record. Lineage: Eukaryota; Metazoa; Chordata; Aves; Piciformes; Picidae.
GGACGUCACGGCCAAGCCCCCCACCCUCCCUCUGCCCGCGGCAUCCGCUGUCCUGCCCGCUCCCGCUCUUCUCGCUUGGCGUUGGACGGCAGCAGCUGCCGCCUCGGACCAGCCCGCAGCCCCUCUGCAUCCCCUUCCCCGAGAGGUCCGCAGCGCGAAGAUGGCGGCGUGCAAAUUCCUCCUGCCGACAUUCAGCCGUCGCAUCCUCCUUCCCGCUGCGCGGGUGCGGGGCGCCGCGAUUUGUGGAUGCUAUUUUUCUACCAGCUCUCAUCACAACACCAAAUUUUAUACUGAUCCUGUUGAAGCUGUGAAAGAUAUACCUAAUGGGGCAACUAUACUUGUUGGGGGGUUUGGAUUGUGUGGGAUCCCUGAAAACCUCAUUGGGGGUUUACUGAAGACUGGAGUAAAGGGAAUAACAGCAGUCAGUAAUAAUGCAGGUGUUGACAAUUUUGGACUCGGUCUUCUGCUUCAGACUAAGCAGAUAAAACGCAUGGUCUCAUCGUAUGUGGGAGAGAACGCUGAAUUUGAGCGCCAGUAUUUAUCUGGUGAGCUUGAAGUUGAGCUUACACCUCAGGGCACACUUGCUGAACGCAUUAGAGCAGGAGGAGCAGGAAUCCCAGCAUUUUACACUAGCACUGGCUACGGGACACUGGUGCAGGAAGGGGGUGCACCUAUCAAAUACAAUACAGAUGGCACUAUUGCUAUUGCCAGCCAACCAAGAGAGGUGCGAGAGUUUGAUGGCCGUCACUUUAUUCUGGAGAAGUCAAUUACAGGAGAUUUUGCUCUUGUGAAAGCAUGGAAGGCUGAUCGUGCAGGAAACAUCAUUUUCAGAAAAACUGCACGAAACUUCAACCAACCUAUGUGCAAGGCUGCCAAGACAACUGUGGUUGAGGUGGAAGAAAUCGUUGAUGUAGGAGCAUUUGCCCCAGAAGACAUUCAUGUUCCCAAAAUCUAUGUUGAUCGCCUGAUAAAAGGAGAGAAGUUUGAGAAGAGAAUUGAACGCUUAUCAAUCCGAAAGCCUGAAGAUUCAAAAGCCAGACAAAAACAAGGAGACAAUCUGAGGGAAAGGAUCAUCAGACGGGCUGCUUUAGAGUUUGAGGAUGGUAUGUAUGCUAAUCUAGGUAUUGGAAUCCCACUGUUGGCUAGUAACUUCAUCAGUCCAGACAUAACUGUUCACUUACAGAGUGAAAAUGGAGUCCUGGGUUUGGGUCCUUAUCCACUUGAAAGUGAAGUAGAUCCAGACCUGAUUAAUGCAGGUAAGGAGACAGUCACUGUUCUUCCAGGUUCUUCCUAUUUCUCUAGCGAUGAAUCAUUUGCAAUGAUAAGAGGAGGCCAUGUUGAUUUGACAAUGCUUGGAGCCAUGCAGGUGUCUAAGUAUGGUGACCUGGCCAACUGGAUGAUUCCUGGUAAGAUGGUGAAAGGAAUGGGGGGUGCCAUGGACCUGGUAUCUAGUGCACAGACUAAAGUGGUUGUCACCAUGGAGCACUCAGCCAAGGGCAAUGUCCAUAAAAUCUUGGAAAAGUGCAGUUUACCACUUACUGGGAAACAAUGUGUCAACCGCAUCAUUACAGAGAAGGCUGUGUUUGAUGUGGACAAGAAGAAGGGAUUGACCCUUGUGGAAAUCUGGGAAGGGCUGACAGUGGAUGAUAUCAAGAAAAGUACUGGCUGUGACUUCACGGUUUCUCCAAAACUAAUACCAAUGAGGCAGAUUUAAACAUGAAAUGCAGACUGGGCUCAACUUGCCAGAAGGCUUGUUUCCAAAUGGGAGCUCAGUGAAAAGAAAUCAAUGAUUGUUUCUCAAUUAAUUUUUUGUUGUUGUUGUUUGGUUUUUGAUUUUUCUUGAAAGGCUUUUGUAAGUAGUUUCCAGAUAGUUAAACUCAACCUAUAAGCUUGAAUUGUAUUUUAUUUGCAUAACAUUACCGAUUUUAAUGGAAGGCUGAAUUUAUUCUCUAAAUUUUGAAUAGUGUUGUACUAAAAUGUAAAUGAACAGUGUUUUAUAAAAAUGCCUUGUAGUUUCUCUGCUAAAUACUACAAUUUUUGCACAGUUUCAGAAAAUGACCAUGCAAAACUUAUGAUUGCCUCUGCUUUUUCUGUUGUCAUUAAACUUACAAAUUAUUCCAUUGAUUUGUAACUACAGCACUUACCAUAUCCAUUCUCCUGUAAAGGUAUGGGGAUUUUUUCAUACAGCAAAUGUACAUAGCUUUAAAGACAUCAGGAGUAUGGACUUCCCUUUUUUCUGAACCCUUUAGGGAGACUGAUGAAACUAAACAGUGGAAAUAACUGGGUCCUUAGGCCUGAAUGUAUCUGCUGUUUCCAUGGUGUAUGUGUCCUGGCAGUAACAAGGCUACACUCCCAAAGUUCAACUCUGACCCCUUCUAUAACAGGGAUCUUACUUUCCCUGUUACUAAUUACAAAGUGACGGCUGGUUUUGGGAAUAGGUGAUAUGACAGACUAGAUCUCACAUCCCAGAUCUUCACAGGAUAUCUUAGUUAUGCCAAGCAUGAACUGACUGGAAAUCUACAUUAACUAAAUAACAGUGUUCUCUCAAAGUAUGGUGGUUUUUGUUAUUCAAAUAAGUAUGAACACUUAAAGUUCUUCAAUUACAAAAAUUUGGGAUGUAAUGUUUGACAUCAGGACUGAAGCAAAUUAAGUGACUGAAAGUAUGCAAAAUACAGAUGCCUAAAUAAAUAUAUGUAGGUGACUAUCAU